AUGGCCAUCCAUCUGUAUCUUCUGUUUACGGCCAUCGUUCUGGCCCUCGGAUGCAGCUGGUGGCGAAUUCGGGCCAGGAGGGCUUUUGCCAAGAACAUUCCGGUUAACAUCAACGAUAUCAUGUUCAUGGGGAUGGACAUGACGAUGUUCUUCCGGGAUGCGGUUGGGCGAUUUGAUUACUAUAACAAAAUGUUCCUGAAACAUGAGCGAAUGUUUGUGGCCAUGGCUGGACCACUGUUUCAUUUGGCUCUCAGUCAUCCGGAUUUAAUUCAGAAGGUGUUGAGCCAUCCCAAGUGUCUGGAUAAGCCGUAUCUGUACGAUUUUGUGGAGUUCGAGUUGGGGCUUUUUAGUGCGAGAUAUCACCAAUGGAAGCGGGUCCGGAAGGCAGCCAACCCCACAUUCAACCUCCGAAUCCUGCACAGUUUCAUUCCGCUUUUCGAUACUUGCUGCAAACGGAUGAUCAAACGCCUCAAACAAAAUGAAGAUGGAGCCACCAUCGAUCUGUUCAAGUACACCUUGCGAGCAAGUGCUGAAAUGGUUUGUGUAACAACGAUGGGCGGAGACGUUCUGCAGCACAAGGAUUUGGACGAGCUGAUCCAUUAUACCGAUGUGGCCAUGGAUCUGGUGAGCGCGAGAUUUUUGAACCUACAUCACCAUUUUGACAUUGUUUACAUGCUGUCCUCGAACUACUGGAAAGAAAAGGCUUGCCGGAAACGGAUUGUUGAACUAUCCGUGCAGAUCAUGAAAGAUCAUCGAGCAAAAAUGCAAAGGGAAACCGCCAGUGGCUCAACCGCCAUCAACAAUGUCGACUCGGAAACGGAUGAACCACUGCGAAAGCCGGUCAUCUUCAUUGAUCAGUUUUUGUCGGAAUCAUCCAAGAUGGAACCAUUUUCUGAGGAGGAAAUCGUCCACAAUGUGGCCACCUUGUUGGCAGCUGGUAGUGACACAUCCGGAAACGUAACAGCACACGCUGCUCUUUUCCUGGCUAUAUACCCAGAAAUUCAGGAAAAAGUGUUCCAAGAAAUCAACGAAAUCUGUCCGGACGAAAGCGUUGAGAUUACCCCAGAAUUGCUGAAAAAACUAACUUACACGGAGAUGUUCCUCAAGGAAACGCUUCGUCACUGUCCAGUGGGACCAAACAUCGGGCGCAAAAAUCUUGUGGACAUUGAACUUGAUGGAAUUAUUGUCCCUGCUGGAACAACUUUCCUCGUCUCGCUGCAUGCGCUCCACAGGCAAAAGGCAUUCUGGGGACCGGAUCCGGAAAAGUUUGAUCCGGAUAACUUCUUGCCCGAACGAGUGAAGGAUCGCAAUCCGUACGCCUUUCUACCGUUUAGUAUUGGAGCAAGGAAUUGUAUCGGUGAACGGUACGGCAUGAUCAGUAUGAAGAUAAUGUUCAUCUAUAUUGUGAGGAACUUCAAGCUGCACACUAAGCUGAAACACGAGGAGUUGAAAUACAAAUUCGACAUAACCUUAAAGCUUAAUUUUCCACAUGCCGUUCAACAAGAGCGAAGAGAGAAAUUAAUUGAUCUUUCGACAUGA
This is a messenger RNA of Uranotaenia lowii, 1539 nucleotides long. Its product is annotated as cytochrome P450 4c21-like. NCBI's taxonomy places the organism in Eukaryota, Metazoa, Arthropoda, Insecta, Diptera, Culicidae. The transcript has 6 exons. The coding region runs from base 1 to 1539 and encodes 512 amino acids. The record is from RefSeq and is a predicted model, not a curated record. Gene Ontology annotation, molecular function: monooxygenase activity; oxidoreductase activity, acting on paired donors, with incorporation or reduction of molecular oxygen; heme binding.